This is a messenger RNA of Penicillium pulvis, 333 nucleotides long. RefSeq lists its product as uncharacterized. The record is from RefSeq and is a predicted model, not a curated record. Lineage: Eukaryota; Fungi; Ascomycota; Eurotiomycetes; Eurotiales; Aspergillaceae. The transcript has a single exon. Bases 1 to 333 code for a protein of 110 amino acids.
AUGUCGCCAAUGUGCGACAGGCGUGCCCUGGCCAGCAGCGCCUUUGGGGCCUAUUGCGGCAAGAUGGACCUUUUCGGACCGUCCAUUGGCUGCGAUCUGUUGAAUCUCAUUCGGGCUGAAGUUCUUGGAGGAAAAGAUGCUCUUAUUUCCGACAAGGUACCCGGUGCGCUUGUUGGCCGACCAGGAUACUCUCCCCCUAAUGUGAUAAAGCAGCAGCAGUGCUACUUGCUCGAUCAGACUGAGUCUAGUUUACAUCGAAGCUAUGCGUGGUUAGACAGGAUUCUCGGCGCAAUAGCACCACGGCUUGCGACAGCAGUGCGCAUUGCGAAAUGA